Messenger RNA from Mitosporidium daphniae, 2346 nucleotides. RefSeq lists its product as uncharacterized. Gene Ontology annotation, biological process: acetyl-CoA biosynthetic process. Gene Ontology annotation, molecular function: acetyl-CoA synthetase activity. The coding region runs from base 1 to 2346 and encodes 781 amino acids. The record is from RefSeq and is a predicted model, not a curated record. The transcript is spliced from 9 exons. Gene Ontology annotation, cellular component: cytosol. NCBI's taxonomy places the organism in Eukaryota, Fungi, Microsporidia.
AUGCCUACAAAGGGAGGUUGGCCAUUAAUCACGGGAAGAAUGAUGCCGGUGCUGAUUUCUGUAUUAAUCGUAGGAAUCAGUAGUAUACUGGUGAUCCAUAAGCCAUGGACUGAAAAAGAAAUGAGCCAUUCACGAAAGGUUCGUUCGGCGGUCAUGCAUCAGUGUAUGGAUGCUAACUUGAAGAAUGCGGAUUUUCCGUCUCCGCCGAUUUCUUUUGAAGAUUAUAAAAAGUGGUACUCUUUUUCUCUUUCUCAUAAUUCCGAAUUUUGGGGGAAAAUGGGGCGAGACCUUUUAUAUUGGAAUAAGCCAUUUACUAAAGUAUUGGGGCAAGGCGGGGCAUAUUCUUUCAAUGGAUCUACCGAGUUUUCAAAUAAAAACGCCUCUGUUUCCUUUCAAGACAAACAGGAAAAUCAGCAAGAUCCCUCCAAAAAUCUUUGUGCUGACGCAACAAAAUUUGAACAAAUUACUUGGUUUGAAGAUGGAGAGCUUAACAUAUGCUAUAAUGUCCUUGAUGUUCACGCCCAUUCUAAUGCCGAUAAAAUUGCCCUGAUUUGGGAGGCGGACGAGCCAAAUACCGGGGUAUCGAUAACUUUCGGCGAGCUAUUGGCCCAAGUUUGCCAACUGUCCAAUUUGAUAUCUCGAAAAUUUCCUUAUCUAAAGCCAGGCAUUGAUGUUGUCACCAUAUACAUGUCCAUGGUUCCCCAGGCUGUUGUUGCCAUGUUGGCCUGCGCUCGACUUGGUCUUAUACAUAAUGUCGUUUUCGCCGGAUUCAGUGCCGAAGCACUUGCAGAACGAAUCUCAGAUGCCAAUUCGCAACUUGUCAUUACAACCGAUUUUGGUCUGCGCGGAAAUCGCCGGAUUGCAACCAAAGAUACCGUCGAUUUGGCCCUUUCUUUUUUGCCACCAGGUUUGGUGAAGCAUGUUUUGGUUGCUCAAAGAAACAUUUCCAACGCUGCCAGUUGUAAUUUAAUUGAUGGGAGGGAUUUGCUAUGGAAUGAUGUGGUUCCUUUGGAAGAAAAAACAUUUACCCCAAGAUCGGUGUGCAGUGAACACCCGCUCUUUGUUCUAUAUACUUCCGGAAGUACUGGAAAACCAAAGGGUGUUUUACAUACUUCUGCUGGGUACCUUUUGUAUGCUAAACUCACUGCAAAGUAUGUUUUCGACCUGCAAAAGGAUGAUGUUUUUGGGUGUAUGGCGGACAUUGGGUGGAUCACUGGACACUCGUAUGUGGUUUAUGGGCCUUUAUCAAACGGGGUCACACAUCCCGACAUAUCCGACGCCAUCUCGCUACUGGUUUGGAUUGUUGCUGAUUUAUUUUGUAGGCAAAUGGCCGAAAAGCAUCGCCUCACGCAACUUUAUACGGCCCCUACCGUCAUUCGUCUAUUGAAAGCACACGGUGAUAAACAUAUUGAAGGAUAUGAUCUGUCAUCUCUUAAGAUCCUUGGCAGUGUUGGAGAGCCGAUCCACGCAGAUACUUGGCAAUGGUUUUACGAUGUCGUUGGAAAGGGAAAAUGCACCCUUGUCGAUACAUAUUGGCAAACGGAAACAGGGGGCAUUGUAAUUACCGCGCUACCUGGGGGAAUGCCCGUGAUGCCAGGAUCUGCCUCUCUUCCAUUCUUUGGAAUUGAGCCAACUUUAAUGAGUAGCUCGAGUGAGGAAACCAAUCACAAUGGCGGUUGUUCUGAAAAAGUCGAGUCCGGCAUACUCACGUUUGCCCGCCCUUGGCCAGGGAUGGCUCGCACUGUUCUGAACGACUACUCAAGAUAUCUUUCGGCUUAUUUGAAGCCGUAUCCUGGGUAUUUCUUUACCGGCGAUGGAGCGAAUAAGGAGAGCUCGAAUGGGCUAUUCAUUCUAACAGGACGAGUUGACGAUGUCAUCAAUGUGUCCGGGCACAGGCUUUCAUCCCGUGAAAUCGAAAGUGCUCUAAUGAAGCACUAUUGUGUGUCCGAGUCUGCAGUCAUUGGAGAAGAAGAUCCAAUCACCGGCCAAUCGAUUACAGUUGUCGUCGGCUUAAAAGCAUAUCCACAAAAACCAACCAUCGAGGCGGAACUGAAAGAUGUGGUCCGGAAAGCAAUUGGGCCCAUUGCGACGCCGAAAUGCGUCGUUGUACUUUCAGAAUCUUCCUUGACAUCUGCAGGCGGGCUUCCCAAAACUCGAUCUGGCAAAAUUAUGAGAAGGGUUUUAAGGAUUAUCCUGCACGAAUGCAGAUCUUGGCAUGCCUCGCACGAAAAGCUUCUUCAAAAGCAGGCUGAUUUUUUGGCCUCGUUCUAUUCCCAUUUGUAUCAGAGAUUGGGGGACUUGUCGACACUAAACAAUCCCAGGUAUUUGAUGGCACAUGCAAUUUAA